This is a messenger RNA of Dermacentor andersoni, 483 nucleotides long. RefSeq lists its product as uncharacterized. Lineage: Eukaryota; Metazoa; Arthropoda; Arachnida; Ixodida; Ixodidae. The record is from RefSeq and is a predicted model, not a curated record.
GCCUUCGAGUUUUGUACCCACUGCUCCUAGCCGGAAUCAGGAACCAUGGCCCGCCUUUUCGUAGCCUGCGUGCUCGCCGUGUUGGCGGCCUGCUGCGUGGACGCAGUCCAGCGGAGCGUAACCCGGGACGCCUUCAGCGGAGGACUCGGAUCAAGUUCGAGCUUUGGUGGUGCUGGCGGCUCUGGAUAUGGCCUCGGUUGGGGAAGUCCCGGCUACGGUAGUUACGGCUAUGGUGUUUACGGCUACCCUGGUUACGGAGGCUAUGGCGGCUAUGGCAGCUAUGGCGGGUAUGGCGGCUAUGGCGGUUAUGGUGGCUAUGGCGGCUGGGGAGGCUACCCUCAGCAGUGGCAACAGCAGCAGCAGUUCUUUUAGUCGCAAAUACCAUGCUGAAAAAGAAGACAUGCUGGCAGGAAGACCAUUAUUUCAUAAUAAAGAACCGGCAACGAUGUACUCAGAAUAAAAAAAAAACACCGUUUUCCCUUC